This is a messenger RNA of Colletotrichum destructivum, 483 nucleotides long. RefSeq lists its product as uncharacterized. The transcript has a single exon. The coding region runs from base 13 to 438 and encodes 141 amino acids. The record is from RefSeq and is a predicted model, not a curated record. NCBI's taxonomy places the organism in Eukaryota, Fungi, Ascomycota, Sordariomycetes, Glomerellales, Glomerellaceae.
UACGAUGACGCAAUGCCGGAUUUGCUCGGCUUUCACAGCAAAUGUUUGGUGUCACGAAUCUUCCUCCAACGGCGUUCACGGGGAGUCGAUUGUUUUAAACUUGGGAAAGGGCAAAGGGCCGGGGUGGUUGGUGGGAAACUGACCACGGAGGGAAAACGCAACGCGUUUCUGUCUUGUUUUUUUUGUGUGCUGUUACUAUUUGCUACUAUCGUGUGUGGGUGUGCGCGCGCGUCUUGUGUCCUUGGUCUUGAGCCGAGUGAAAGGGACACGUCGGAUCGAAAGGGUUUUCUUGAUACUGAGCUUGUCUGGAGAGUAUUUACGCGUCGUGCGCGUGCCCAAUGUCUGCGUUGGCACUCGGGUCGAUAUCUUUUGAUUAUGCGGCACGGACGGACUCUCCCCGACUACUGUAACAUAGCUCGCGCGAUAUACCAACGUUGAGAGCGUUUCACUGUUCAUGAUAAUUUCCCAAUGGUAAUGCCUGAU